CCCCACGUGUUUGACUUCUCCAGCCUCACACAUGGAAGCGGAUGAAAACAUGAAUUUACUUUAAGUUUAUUAAUAUCCUACCGUUUCCCCAUAAACAUGCUUUUUGCAAAGGAACUACCAUGGAGGCGACUCGAGGGCAUGUCGUUUGGUUUAUACUCUUCAGAUGAAAUAAGGCUAUUGAGUAUAAAAACCAUCACGAAUCCCCAGAUUCUGGACAACGUUGGCAACCCUGCUUGUAAUGGCCUGUAUGAUCUAGCACUCGGGCCCUCUGAUAACAAAGAAGUGUGCUCAACCUGUAUGCAGGACUAUAAUAACUGCCCUGGCCACUUUGGACACGUUGAAUUACCUUUGCCUGUCUUCAACCCUCUAUUUUUUGAUAAACUCUACCUGCUCAUCAGAGGAUCCUGUUUAGUUUGUCACACCCUCAGCUGUCCUAGGUCUGCCAUUCAUCUCUUGCUUGGCCAGCUGAAUCUGCUGAAUGUUGGUGCACUGAAAGAAGUCUAUGAGCUAGAGAAUGUUCUCAAUCAGUUUUUGGAAAUCAAUCGUCAAGCUACUGGUAUCGAGAUUCAAGAGGUCCUAGAGGAAUUCUGUGCCCCGAUUCUACGAGCAGAAAAGAAUCAAACGGCGCAUCACACUCCAAUUAAGCAUGUGUGUGAAAAGAAAGGCAGCCUCAUCACAAAUUUCUGGAGAGUUCACAUGACCCCAAAGCGAUGCCCGAACUGCAAGGCACCCAAAGCUGUAGUGAGGAGAGAGCACAACAGCAAGCUCAUCAUCACAAGUGCUCGAUCCAAGAAGAUGGAAGAAGAAGAAGUGGAUGCCCAGGUUUCCAAGCGGGGAUACCUUACGCCCAGUUUGGCCAAGGAGCAUAUCAUAAAUCUUUGGGAAAAGGAAGGGUUUUUCCUGAAGCACCUGUUCUCUGGGCUGGAUUCUGAAGGCUCACAAAAUGUCUUCAAACCAGAUCUGUUCUUCCUUGACAUUCUCCUGGUUCCACCGAGCAGGUACCGGCCUAUCAACCGUAUGGGAGACCAGAUGUUCACCAACGGUCAGACAGUAAACAUGCAGGCUGUGAUGAAGGACAAUGUCCUGAUUCAGAAGCUACUGGCUCUCAUCGCCACGGAGAAGGUAAAGGCGAUCGAAGACACUGAGAUCGAGACGGAGAUGGAGAAGGAGACAAGUCAGAUAGACCGGACAUUUCUGACCGGCCUGCCUGGUCAGACCCUCACAGACAAGCUGUACAACGUCUGGAUCCGGCUGCAGAGCCACGUCAACAUCGUGUUUGACAGUGACAUGGAUAAGAUGAUGACUGAGAAGUUUCCUGGCGUUAGGCAGCUUCUGGAGAAGAAGGACGGUCUGUUUAGGAAGCACAUGAUGGGGAAGCGAGUGGACUUUGCUGCUCGUUCUGUCAUCUGCCCAGACAUGUACAUCGACACCAGUGAGAUCGGCAUCCCAAUGGUGUUUGCCACCAAGCUGACGUACCCGCAGCCAGUGACGCCGUGGAACGUGAAGGAGCUUCGGCAGGCGGUGCUCAACGGGCCCAGCGUGCACCCGGGCGCCGCCAUGGUGAUCAACGAGGACGGCUCGCGCACCAUCCUGAGCAGCACCAGCCUGACCCAGCGCGAGGCCAUCGCCAAGCAGCUGCUCACGCCCAGCACCGGAACACAGCGCAUCCCCAUGAAGAUCGUGAACCGGCACAUAAAGAACGGCGACGUCCUGCUCCUGAACCGGCAGCCCACUCUCCACAGGCCGUCCAUCCAGGCCCACACGGCCCGCAUCCUGCCCGGCGAGAAGGUCCUGCGGCUGCACUACGCCAACUGCAAGGCCUACAACGCAGACUUCGACGGCGACGAGAUGAACGCCCACUUCCCUCAGAGCGAGCUGAGCAGGGCGGAGGCCUACACGCUCGUCAGCACGGACCAGCAGUACCUCGUCCCCAAGGACGGAAAGCCUCUGGCCGGCCUGAUCCAGGACCACAUGGUGUCCGGCACCAGCAUGACCAUCCGAGGCUGCUUCUUCACCAGGGACCAGUACACAGAGCUGGUCUACAGGGGCCUCACCGACAAAGUGGGCCGAGUCAAACUGCUCCACCCGGCCAUCCUCAAACCAUGUCCCUUGUGGUCCGGCAAGCAGGUUGUGUCCACCCUUCUCUUGAACGUCAUCCCUGAGAACCACGUCGCCUUGAAUUUGACUGGCAGAGCCAAGAUCCCCAGCAAGUCCUGGAUCAAAAUGGCUCCCCGUCCUGUGCCUGGAUACCAGCCUGACAUCAUGUGUGACUCUCGGGUGGUCAUCCGCCAGGGGGAGCUGUUGGUCGGGGUUCUGGACAAGGCUCACUACGGCAGCUCGGCCUACGGGCUGGUACACUGCUGCUACGAGCUGUACGGCGGACAGACCAGCGGGAAACUGCUGACCUGCCUGGCGCGCCUCUUCACCGCCUACUUACAGCUGUACCGCGGCUUCACCAUGGGAGUGGAGGAUAUUCUAGUGAAGCCUGCCGCCAACGUAGAGAGAACAAAGAUCAUCGAAGAGUCUGUUACAUGCGGAGCCAAGGCUCUGAAAGCCGCCUUCAGCCUCCCUGCCAGUGCGGCAGAGGCGGAGGGCCGGGACCACUGGCAGAAUGCCCACCUAAACCCAGACCAGAGAGACUUCAACAUGGUGGACCUCAAGUUCAAGGAAGAGGUCAACCAAGUCAACAACAACAUUAAUAAGGUGUGCAUGCCUAUGGGUCUCCAUAGGUCUUUCCCUGAGAACAACCUGCAGCUGAUGGUGCAGUCUGGGGCUAAGGGCUCCACUGUCAACACCAUGCAGAUCUCCUGCCUGCUGGGUCAGAUUGAGUUAGAGGGCAGACGUCCACCUCUGAUGCCCUCUGGGAAAUCCCUGCCCUGUUUCCAGCCUUAUGACAGCGCUCCCCGCUCAGGCGGCUUUGUGUCCGGAAGGUUCUUGACCGGGAUUAAGCCACCGGAGUUCUUCUUCCAUUGCAUGGCUGGCCGUGAAGGUCUUGUGGACACAGCUGUGAAGACCAGUCGAUCAGGCUAUCUGCAAAGAUGUGUGAUCAAGCACCUGGAGGGCCUGGUGGUCCAGUACGACCUGACCGUGAGGGACAGUGACGGCAGCGUGGUGCAGUUCCUCUAUGGGGAGGAUGGCCUGGACAUCCCCAAGACCCAGUUCCUCCUACCGCGCCAAUUCCCCUUCAUCAAGGACAACUACGAGGUCAUCAGGAAGUCCAAGUGCCUGGAUGAAGUCCUGUCCAAGAUGGACUCCAGCGUCUCAGCCAAUCACCAGAAGGCCAUCAAGAGGUGGAGGGCCAAGCGAGAGAACGUAUGCCCCCGAAACGGAGCCUUCCUGCUCUUCACGCAGAAGAAGCUGGCCAAGACGAAGGCCCACACUCAAGAUGCUGCCAUGACCAACGGCCGAGAGGAGGCCUCUCUGCAGCUGGUUGAGCGGUGGGCCGGUUUGGACGAGUCCAACCGGAUGAAGUAUCUGAAGAAGACGUCUCGUUGCCCCGACCCCUGCAUAGCUGUGCACCGACCAGACAUCUCCUUCGGCUCUGUGUCCGAGACCUUCGACUCUAUCUUGGAGUCCUACCUCAGCGAGUUUGAGAAUAGUCCCAACCCCAACGUUGCCAAGGACCUGGAUGCCGACAGGCUGAGGGAGCUGCUGCAGCUGAAGUGGCAGCGGGCGCUGUGUGACCCCGGGGAGGCUGUGGGGCUCCUGGCCGCCCAGAGCAUCGGGGAGCCGUCCACCCAGAUGACCCUGAACACCUUCCACUUCGCCGGUAGAGGAGAGAUGAACGUCACCCUCGGUAUCCCCAGGUUGCGUGAGAUCCUGAUGAUUGCCAGCUCCAAAAUCAAGACUCCCAUGAUGAGUAUCCCUGUCCUGAACACCAAGAAAGCCCUGAAGAAGGUUAAAGUCCUCAAGAAGAAGCUCAAUAGAGUGUGUUUGGCUGAGGUCCUUCACAAGGUGGAUGUGGUGGAGACGCUGCGGUUCGACGGCAAAAAGGCCCAGGACAAGAACAGAGUGUUCAACGUGGCUUUCCACUUCCUGCCACCAGAGCGCUACCAGCAGGACAAGAUGCUCACCCCGCAGCAGAUCCUGCGCUACAUGGAGAGCAGGUUCUUCAGAAUACUGCUGGAAGCGAUCAAGAAGAUGAGCAUCAAGCUGGCCUCCCUCACCGCUGUGGACACACGCAAGGCCACGCGGAGGGACGAGGACCAGCACGGAGAGGCGGCCGGGCCUGCUGAGCAGGCCGAUGGAGAGGCAAACGCAGAGGAAGAGAUGAGGAUCGUCGACGACGAGGCAGAUGAAGGAGACGCUGACGCCUCCGAUGCCAAGAGGAGAGGGAAACAGGAGGAGGAGGUGGAUUAUGACAGUGAGGAGGGCGGUGGUGAGGAGGAGGAGGAAGUGGCAGAAGGAGAGCCGGUGGAAGAAGAGACCCGAGAAGAGGAGUCCCAGGAGGCUCCGGCCCCCGACAGCGCGCCGCUCCCCGACAAGCUGGAAGAGACGGAGAGCCAGGACGAGAUGAGGGUGAACGCUGUGCUGGCCAUUGGCAGCAGCAUCGAGAGCUACAAAUACGACAGCGUUAAUGGACUCUGGUGUGAGGCCACCAUCAUUCUCCCAGUCUCUAAUGUGCACUUUGACCUGACGUCACUCAUAGUGACUCAAGCUCAGAAUGCCGUCAUCGUGGAAACGAAAGGGAUCACGCGCUGCCUUCUGAAUGAGGUCACCAAAAAGGAUGGUUCCAAAGAGACCAUCCUCAACUCAGAGGGCAUAAAUAUGCAUGAGAUCUUUAAACAUGGCGAUAUUCUUGAUUUGAAUAGGCUGUACUCUAACGAAGUCCAUACCAUGGCCAACACAUAUGGCAUUGAAGUGGCCCUGCGGGUUAUUGAAAAGGAAAUCAAAGACGUGUUUGCCGUGUAUGGUAUUGAAGUGGACCCUAGACACUUGUCUCUAGUGGCUGACUACAUGUGCUUUGAAGGUGUUUACAAACCUCUGAACCGAUUUGGCAUCAGAUCAAACUCCUCUCCCCUACAACAGAUGACCUUUGAAACGAGCUACAAGUUCCUCAAGGACGCCACUAUGCUGGGCUUGCAUGACCAGCUGCGAUCUCCCUCUGCUUGCAUCGUGGUCGGGAAAGUUGUCAAAGGAGGAACAGGGCUUUUUGAUUUGAAGCAACCAUUGCAGUAGUGUUUCGUGCCAUGAUCAAUGAGCUUUGCAAACAAUAGAACGUUUUGAAGAGGAUUGAUCUGCAAUGAGCACACCGAUACUGAUGCACAGAAUGUCAGAACAUAUUUGUCUUAUUUGUUCAAUGUCUGUUUCAAUUAUGUUUAUGUAUUAUGACAUUUUUGUGAAAUAAAUAUAUUUUCAGCUGUCUGAA
Sardina pilchardus (European sardine) is the source of this 5368-nucleotide messenger RNA. RefSeq names its product RNA polymerase I subunit A (gene polr1a). Gene Ontology annotation, molecular function: DNA binding. The record is from RefSeq and is a predicted model, not a curated record. Gene Ontology annotation, biological process: DNA-templated transcription. Gene Ontology annotation, cellular component: RNA polymerase I complex. NCBI's taxonomy places the organism in Eukaryota, Metazoa, Chordata, Actinopteri, Clupeiformes, Clupeidae. The transcript is spliced from 34 exons. Bases 97 to 5178 code for a protein of 1693 amino acids.